AUGGGACAAAAAGACUUCCAGCAGGCCCCACCAGCUGCCUUCCGUACCUCGUCCAGCUCUUCUCCUUCCUAUCCAAUGGAGGGACAAAAGACUUUCCAGCAGCCCCAACCAGCUGCCCUUCCGUUCCUUACGUCCUGCUCUUCUCCUUCCUCUCCACUGGGGACAAAAGACUUCCAGCAGCCCCACCCCCCCAGCUGCCUUCCGUCCUUUCCCGUUCCAGCUUCUCCUUCCUUCCUUCCCACUGGGACAAAAGACUUCCAGUCAGCCCCACCAGCUGCCUUUCGUCCUUCGUCCAGCUUCUUCUCCUUCCUCUCCAAUGGACAAAAGACUUCACCAGCAGCCCCACCAGCUGCCCUUCCGUCCUUCGUCCUGCUCUUAUCCAUUAUCUCCAAUGGGACAAAAGACUUUCCAGCAGCCCCACCAGCUUGCCUUUCCGUCCUUCGUCCAGAUCGUUCUCCUUUCCUCUCCACUGGAGGGGACAAAAGACUUCCAGCAGCCCCACCAGCUUGCCUUUCGUCCUUACGUUCCAGCUCUUCUCCUUCCUAUCACUGGGAACCCCAAAAGGAACUUCCAGCAGCCCCACCAGGCUGUCCUUAUUUCGUCCUCCUUCGUCCAGCUCUUCUCCUUUCCUCUCCACUGGGACAAAGACUUCCAGCAGCCCCAAGGCCCCUACCCAAGCUGCCUUUCGUCCUUGUCCAGCUCUUCUCCUUUCCUCUCCACUGCUGGGACAAAAGACUUCCAGCAGCCCCACCAGCUGCCUUCCGUCCUUCGUCCCUGCUCUUCUUCCUUCCUCCUCCCACUGGGACAAAAGACUUUCCAGCCCAGCACCCACCAGCUGCCUUUCGUCCUUCGUUCCAGCUCUUCUCCUUCCUAUCCAACUGGACAAAAGACUUCCAGCAAGCCAACCCCACCAGCUGCCCUUUCGUCCUUCGUCCAGCUCUUCUCCACACACCUUCCUCUCCAACGGGUACAAAAAGGACUUCCAGCAGCCCCACCAGCUGCCUUCCGUCCUUCGUCCAGCUCUUUCCUUCCUUCCUCCUAAUGGGGACAAAAGACUUCCAGCAGACCCCACCAGCUGCCCUUCCGUGUUCCUUCGUCCAGCUCUUCUCCUGUUCCAUCUCCCAAUGGGACCAAAAGAACUUCCAGCAGCUCCCCGACCAGCUCGCCUUACCGGUCCUUCGGCCCAAGCUCUUCUCCUUCCUCUACCAAUGGGAUCAAAAAAAAAAAAAAAAAAAAGACUUCCAGCAGGCCCCCACCAGCUGCCUUCCGUCCUUCGUCCAGCUCUUUCUCCUUCCUCUCCAAUGGGACAGAAAGGGACUUCCAGCAGCACCCACCAGCUGCCUUCCCAGCCCUUCCGUUCGUCCAGCUAUUCUACCUUCCUCUCCAAUGGGACCAAAAGAACUUCCAGCAGCCACCCCACCAGGCUCUGCCUUCCGUCCCUUCGUCUCCCAAGCUAUUCUCCUUCACCUCUCCAAUGGGACCAAAAGACUUCCGAGCAGCCCCACCAGCUGCCUUCCGUCCUUCGUCCAGCUCUUCUCCUUCCUCUCCAAAAUUAGGGACAAAAGACCUUCCGAGCAGCCCCACCAGCGUGCCCAUUCCGUCCUUCGUCCAGCCUCUUCUUUGCCCUUCCAUCUCCAAUGGGGACAAAAAGACUCCCCAGCAGCCCCCAACCAGCUGCCUUCCGUACCUUCGUCCAGCUUCUUUCUCCUUCCUCUCCAAUGGGACAAAAGACUUCCAGCAGCCCCACCAGCUGCCUUCCGUCCUUCGUCCAGGCUCUUAGCCUUCCUCUCCAAUUGGGACAAAAGACUUCCAGCAGCACCCACCAGCUGCCUUUCCGGUCCCUUCGUCCAGACUCUUCUCCUUCCUCUCCACCUGGGACAAAAGACUUCUUCCAGCAGCCCCACCAGCCUUGCCUUCCCGUCCUUCGUCCAGCUCUUCGCCUUUACCUCUCCCACCUGGGACAAAAGACUUCCAGCAGCCCCACCCCCAAGCUGCCUUCCAGUCCUUCGUUCCAGCUCUUCUGCCUUCCUCCUCCACUGGGACAAAAGACUUCCAGCAGCCCCACCAGCUGCCUUCCGUCCUUCGUCCAGCUCUUCUCCUCCUUUCCUCCCAAUGGGACAAAAGACUUCCAGCCAGCCCCAACCAGCUGCCUUCCGUCCUUUCGUCCCCUGCUCUUCUUCCUUCCUCUCCACUGGCGGGACCAAAGGACUUCCCAGCCCCAGCCCCACCACUUGCCUUCCGUACCUUCGUCCAGCCUCUUCGUCCUUCCUAUCCAACUGGGACAAAAAGGACUUCCAGCCAGCCCCACCAGCUGCCUUCCGUUCCUUCGGUACCAGCUUUCUUCCUUCCUCCCUCCAAUGGGACAAAAGACUUCCAGCAGCCCCCACCAGCUGCCUUCACGUCCUUCGUCCAGCUCGUUCUCCUUCCUCGUCCAAUGGGGGACAAAAAGAACUUCCAGGCAGCCCCAACCAGAUGCCUUCCGACGUCCUUCGUCCCAGGCUAUUCUUCACCUUCCUCUCCAAUGGGACAAAAGACUUCCAGGCAAAGCCCCACCAAGCUGCCUUCGUCCUUCGUUCCAGCUCUUGCUCCCUUCCUCUCCAAUGGGACAAAAGAAAAACUUACCCAGCGCCCCACCAGCUGCUCCCGUCCCCUUCGUCCAUCGCUUCUUCCUUCCUUCCUUCCAAUGGGAACCAAAAGAACUUCCAGCAGCCCCACCCAGAUGCCUUCCGUCCUUCGUCCUGCUCUUGCUCCUUCCUUCCUCCCACUGGGACAAAAGAACUUUCCAAGCAGCGCCCCACCAUAGCUGUCCUUCCCACCCCCCUCCCCCCCCCCCCCCCUUCCCGCCUUCCGUCCAGCUCUUCUUCCUUCCUUCCUUCCAAUAGGGACAAAAGACUUUAUAGCCACAAGCCCACCCCACCAGCGCCGCCUUCGUCCUUCGUUCCAGCUCUUCUCCUUCCCGCUCCCACUGGGACAAAAGGAACUUACCCACAGCCCCACCUAGCUGCCUUCCGUCACCUUCGUCCAGGCUUUUUCCUCCUUACCUAUCCCACUGGGAACCCCGUCCUUCGUCCAGCUCUUCCUUCCUUCCUUCCUUCCACUGGGACAAAAGACUUCAAGCAAAGCCCCACCAGCUGCCUUCCAUCCUUGCGUCCAGCCUUUUUCCCUCCUUCCUCUCCACUGGGACAAAAAGACUUCCUGCAAGCCCCACCAGCUGCCUUCCGUCCCUUCGUCCAUCUCUUUCUCCUUCCUCUCCACUGGGACAAAAAGACUUCCAGCAGCCCCACCAGCUUGCCUUUCCAUAUCUUUCGUCCAGUUCUUCUCAUUCCCCUCCACUGGGACAAAAGACUUCAGCAAAGCCCCACCCACCAGCGGCCUUCCAGUCCUUCGCCAAGCUUUUCUACUUUUCCUCCGGUUCCUCUCCACUGGGACAAAAGAAUUCCAGCAGCCCCACCAGCUGCCUUCCAUCCUUCGACUUGGGCAGAGGGAUUUGAGCUAUAUCCACAGUAG
Molecule: messenger RNA, 3507 nt
Organism: Macrobrachium nipponense
Lineage: Eukaryota; Metazoa; Arthropoda; Malacostraca; Decapoda; Palaemonidae
Product: nascent polypeptide-associated complex subunit alpha, muscle-specific form-like
Exons: 1
Coding region: 1-3507 (1168 amino acids)
Source: RefSeq, a predicted model, not a curated record